Rotaria sordida is the source of this 1545-nucleotide messenger RNA. The record is from the annotation of a GenBank genome assembly. NCBI's taxonomy places the organism in Eukaryota, Metazoa, Rotifera, Eurotatoria, Philodinida, Philodinidae.
AUGGACGAUGAACAAAGCAAUUUGACAAUUAAUCUUCAAGAUGAAUCAUUAGCACUUGAAGUACCGACGAAAGGAGGUGAGGAUAAAUUACAUACAAAUAAGAAUGAAGAUUCUAAUGGUCUUAUGCUUAGUAAAACAUAUGAAUUUGACAAAUCAACAAAUAUUCCUACAGAAAAUGUUGUUCAUUAUUCAUCACAAUGCAAAAAAACGAAAAAAAAGGAAGAUGUUGAUCAAACAACUGAUGAUACAUUAACAAAACGGACAAUUAAAUCUGAUGCUGAACAACUUGAUAAUAUUAUUCGUGAACAAGUGAACGGAAAAGAUAUUACUGAUAGUCGUGGACAAUGUAUUCGUGAAACUUAUCGAUUAUUCACAAUGGAAAAGAAUUGUCCAUUAAAUGAUAUUAAAAAAUGUUUUAUGAAACAAUAUAUUUCGUCAAAUGGGAAUAUUAUUGAUGUUGAUGAUGAUUAUGAUUUGAGAUAUUGUUUUUUUGCAUGGAAAAGUACAUUAGAAGAUGGUACAUCUGAUUUAGCAUUAGAUGGUAAAAGUCAAUCAGAAGAAUAUAUCGAUAUAAAUCCGUACGAUCGUUUUACGUGGGAAGUUUGGAUGCCAGGUUUACGUGAAAGUGUUCGUGUAUCAGUUCCAGAGGGACAAUUACGAUCUCAUAUUACUGGUGGAUAUAAAAAUAUCCAACCUAGAAAUAGCAGAUCUGAUCUCGCUUGCAGCCAAUUUAUUAGUGAUCUUGAUGUUCUUGAUCACUUUCCAUUUUUGAUCAUGAUCAAUCCGAUGAACAACAACUGGCAAAAGAGCACUGCUGUCAUGAAUAAAAAUAGUACUGUGGUUGUUGAACUUGCUCUUCGCAGUGAAACUGUGGUUCCAUUAAGCAUUUUUUGCUUGAAAAAUUUACAGAGAUUAGCCAUCACAUACACUCCUUUUCCUAAUGGUAUUGUACCAGAUGAGUUGUCAAAUUUAAGACAACUUACUAGCCUCCAGAUUACUGAUGCACCUAUCGUGAAAAUGACAGAACAAUUGGGAACACUAAGCAAUCUUAAUGCAUUGUUUUUAUACAACAGUUCACUUACUCAUCUACCCAAUCUUAGUGGAAUUUCUCGACUGAUUUUUCUUAGUAUUGGUCAUAACCGAUUAUCUCAUUUAGAUGGACCGAACAGUGUUCAGCAUCUUUACCUUGGUGAUAAUGCUUUCACUGAAAUUCCCGCAUGGUUUACCCAAGCAUCGCUUCGAAUUUUAGACAUGAACAAUAAUCAUCUGGAAAAUAUGUUGGCGAUCACUUCCCUCGUCAAUUUAGAACGAUUGUACUUAAGUAAUACUAGUCUAUCAUUUAUUCCAACUGCUAUUGAUAGAUUACAAAAACUUGAGUAUCUUAUUCUGUCUAAUAACAAAUUGUUUUACCUUCCAACCAAUAUGCUCAAUUUGGUCAAUCUGAAAAAAUUGGAGCUGCAAAACAAUUUAUUUUCUCCUGUUGAUAUUCAAACAUUUCAAACAGAAUUUGCCAAGUCUCAUCCCAAUAUGAUUCUAAUAAUAUAG